Molecule: messenger RNA, 1128 nt
Organism: Exserohilum turcica Et28A
Lineage: Eukaryota; Fungi; Ascomycota; Dothideomycetes; Pleosporales; Pleosporaceae
Exons: 1
Coding region: 1-1128 (375 amino acids)
Source: RefSeq, a predicted model, not a curated record
AUGACUGGUCUAAGUAGCCCCAAGCGAGAGUCUCGCAUCCGGCACUGGGCCAAGAGGCUGGGGAGCUGUUUGACCAAAUGCCAGCCGCAACACGAAGGGAAGCCUUCGUACCUGGACACAGAUGAUGAAAGUAUUACGUCGCCUUUUGAUAUGCUCAACACGGAACGAGUGCCACGACGUGUGCAGUCUAUGAGGAGAACAAAAUCGGCAUCGGACAAGACUGCGAGCGCGAGAUCGAGAAGGCCCGCUACUAGCGCAACCUAUGCUUUACCGUCACCGGGAAGGCUGCAAAGGGCCGAUCAUCAACAAUACAUUCACGCCGAACAAACGAUCCGGCUCGUCGAUGCCAGUAUCAGUUCUUCAGCUGGAGGCCGUCACGCAUCAUACGCCACAAAUUUUUCGAGAAGGUCAACAGGGUACGCCCCCUAUGGAUCAGAAAGGGUGUCCUCGGCCUAUGAUGAAAUGGGACUUCACCGGACCAAAACCCGAAGCAAACAAGACGAUGAAGCGCCGCUGCCAAACCCUCGCUCAGUACUCUCGUGGCUAGACUCGUUCCAAGCUCAACAGUUCGUCAAUGGAGAACCGACUCGCCCGCCCACAUCAAGAAGGGACUCUGCAGCAGACCUCACCAUCCGCCCACUCCAGAUCCGGCCCCGCCAGACAGAUACAGUGUACGGCCGCACCCCCUCAGGCCAAACCUCUGUGUCGACACAAUCCAGAAAGACUGGUAGCGCGCAGAUCUGCUACCCGCCGUCAAUCCACUCCCAAGUUGCGCUGAACGCCAUGCUGUGCGAGGGCGUCAAAGGCUGGGACCAAGACUGGGACAAGCCGCUGCAGCACCGCAUCGGCGACUCCAAGUGCCUGUGGAAAUCAGCGUCGCAACGGCUCCUGGUACGCAACAAAGACAGCAUCCGACGGCUAAACGAAGAAGCCGAAAGAGACGAGCAGCAAGACCGGAUUCUCGAGCGCAUGGAGGCAGACACCAGACUCGGGCCGCGCCACAUCAGAAGCAUCGACAGCAUCGAGGAGCUCGCCGAGGAAGACAGACAGGCCGACGAGGAAUGGAGUGGUACGUGGAAAGCAUUUGACAGAGUCUUUGCCACAUGGGACGAGGGCAGGCAGUACUAA